Molecule: messenger RNA, 1371 nt
Organism: Neltuma alba
Lineage: Eukaryota; Viridiplantae; Streptophyta; Magnoliopsida; Fabales; Fabaceae
Product: scarecrow-like protein 15
Exons: 2
Coding region: 1-1371 (456 amino acids)
Source: RefSeq, a predicted model, not a curated record
AUGGCAAAAAAGAAAAAAGUGACUGAUCAUAGAGUUUUGAGCUUGCACUUGAAGAAGUGCUCUCACUGCUCAUCAUCAUCACGGCCACAACCAAAACGACCAAAAGCCUCCUUCUCCAAAUCCUUACUUUCAUCUCUGGAGUGGGACGAACAUGCCUUGCACAGUCUGGAUUGGGAUUCCAUCAUGAAGGAUGGGGGUUUACAUGAUGACUCUCUUGCUAACGUUUUGAAGAGUACUGUUCCACAAUCAAACCCAUGUGACCCUCACGUCCCACAUCUUCCGGAAUUCCCCAACUCUCAGGAGGUCCCUUUUGAUCAAGCCCCAGAUUUGAGUCUCUCAGAUGUUUAUAUGAGUCAAAAUAUGGGUUGCAAUUACAAACAACUCCUUGAUCAUUUGGUUCAGCAGUUCAAUCAUGGCCAUAGUUGGCAAAGCAACGGGUUUGAUAUGAUCAAGGAACUUAUUCGAGCAGCCGAUUGCUUCGACACGAGCCAGCUACAGCUCGCCCAGGUGAUAUUGGAUCGGCUCAAUCAACGUCUGCGAUCCCCCGUCGGAAAACCCCUCCACAGAGCUGCGUUUUAUUUCAAAGACGCUCUCCAGUCUCUUCUCUCCUGUUCGAACCGGACCCCACGUCUUUCUUCCUUAGUGGAAAUCGUUCAGAGCAUCAGAACCUUCAAAGCUUUCUCAGGAAUUUCUCCAAUUCCCAUGUUCUCCAUCUUCACCACCAACCAAGCACUCCUGGAAGCCCUUCACGGAUCAUCUUUCAUGCACAUCAUUGACUUCGAAAUCGGUUUAGGCAUUCAAUACGCUCCUCUUAUGAAAGAGAUGGCAGAGAAGUCGGAGUCCUGUAAAAUCAACUCGCCAGUCCUUCGAAUCACAGCGGUCGUGCCAGAAGAAUACGCCGUGGAAAGCAAAUUGAUCAGGGAGAACCUGAACCAGUUCGCCAGCGAUCUCAGGAUCCGAGUCCAAAUCGAGUUCGUGCUGUUCAGAACCUUCGAAACUUCGUUGCUGAACGCCGUCAAGUUCAUGGAGGGAGAGAAGGCCGCCGUUCUGCUAACCCCGACUAUCUUCCGCCGGCUGGGAUCAACAAAAAACAUAGCCGCAUUUCUAGGGGAUAUUCGGAGGGUUUCUCCAAGCGUGGUUGUAUUCGUAGACGGCGAAGGGUGGGCUGACGACGCUACAGCGACGUCGUUUCGUCGGAGUGUUGUGAACAGCCUAGAAUUCUACUCGGUCGUGUUGGAGUCGUUGGAUGCGUCACUUGUGGGAGGGUGUGGGGAAUGGAUAAGGAGAAUAGAAAUGCUCCUGUUGCGACCGAAGAUAUUGGCAGCGGUGGAAAGCGGAGGACGGCGGGUCCCGGCAUGGAGGGACAUAUAA